AUGGCGGGGGACUUGCCGCGCUUCCUGCGGGCGCUGCCAGCCGAGAGCGGACCCGAGGCGGUGCGGACGCGGGUGCAGGAGCAGGACUUACGGCAGUGGGGCCUGACGGGGAUUCAUCUGCGCUCUUAUCAACUGGAGGGAGUCAAUUGGCUAGCCCAGUGCUUCCAGUGCCAAAAUGGCUGUAUCCUGGGAGAUGAGAUGGGCCUGGGGAAGACCUGCCAGACUAUCGCUUUCCUCGUUUACUUGGUGGGAAGACUGAACGACGAAGGGCCAUUUCUGAUUCUUUGUCCCUUGUCCGUUUUGAGCAACUGGAAAGAAGAGCUGGAGAGAUUUGCUCCAGGUCUGUCCUGUGUACCAUAUGUGGGUGACAAGGAGGAAAGAGCCUACCUUCAGCAAGACCUACGACAGGAGUCUCGAUUUCACGUGCUGCUGACUACCUAUGAGAUUUGCUUGAAGGAUGCCUCAUUUCUGAAAUCCUUCUCUUGGAGUGUUCUGGCUGUGGACGAAGCUCAUAGAUUGAAAAACCAGAGCUCCCUGCUGCACAGGACACUCUCAGAGUUCUCAGUGGUCUUCCGCCUCCUGCUCACCGGAACGCCCAUCCAGAACAGCCUCCAGGAGCUCUACUCCCUCCUCAGUGUCGUGGAGCCCGAUCUCUUCUGCAGGGAGCAGGUAGAAGACUUUGUCCAGCGGUACCAGGACAUUCAGAAAGAGUCCAAAUCAGCAAGUGAGCUACACAGACUCUUGCAGCCAUUUCUCCUAAGACGAGUGAAAGCCCAGGUAGCCACAGAGCUCCCCAAGAAGACAGAGGUGGUGAUAUACCAUGGCAUGUCAGCGCUACAGAAGAAGUACUACAAGGCCAUCUUGAUGAAAGACCUAGAUGCAUUUGAGAAUGAGACAGCAAAGAAAGUCAAGCUGCAGAACAUCCUCACACAGCUUCGGAAGUGUGUGGACCACCCGUAUCUGUUCGAUGGUGUGGAACCAGAGCCCUUUGAAGUUGGAGAGCACCUGAUUGAGGCCAGUGGGAAGCUUCAUCUGCUGGACAGGCUUCUGGCAUUUCUCUACUCCAGGGGCCAUCGGGUUUUACUUUUUUCCCAGAUGACCCACAUGUUGGAUAUUCUGCAAGACUACAUGGAUUACAGAGGCUACAGCUAUGAGCGUGUGGAUGGCUCCGUGAGAGGAGAAGAGAGGCACCUGGCCAUUAAGAACUUUGGAAAACAGCCCAUUUUUGUUUUUCUGCUGAGCACCCGGGCAGGUGGAGUAGGCAUGAACUUAACAGCAGCAGACACCGUUAUUUUUGUUGACAGUGAUUUUAACCCUCAGAAUGACCUGCAGGCGGCUGCCAGAGCUCACCGAAUUGGCCAGAACAAGUCUGUUAGAGUCAUCCGUCUGAUCGGCCGGGACACUGUGGAAGAAAUCGUGUACAGGAAGGCAGCCUCCAAACUGCAGCUUACCAACAUGGUCAUGGAAGGGGGCCAUUUCACCCUAGGAGCCGCGAGACCGUCCGCUGAGGCCGACUUCCAGUUAAGUGAGAUACUUAAAUUCGGCUUGGAUAAACUGCUGUCCUCUGAGGGGAGCAGUGUGGAUGAAGUAGAUUUGGAAUCCAUCCUGGGAGAAACCAGAGAUGGGCAGUGGGUCUCUGAUGCUUUGCCUGCCGCAGCAGAAGGAGGAAACGGAGAACAAGAGGAAGGAAAAAACCAUAUGUACUUGUUUGAAGGUAAAGAUUAUUCUAAAGAGCCCAGUAAGGAAGACAGAAAGUCGUUUGAACAGCUGGUGAAUCUUCAGAAAACUCUUCUAGAGAAAACGAGUCACGGGGGCCGGUCCCUCCGCAAUAAAGACAGCGUUCUUAUCCCAGGCCUGGCAGAAGGGCCCAUCAAAAGGAAGAAGAUCCUGAGCCAAGAAGAGCUGGAAGAGAGACGGAAGAAAAGACAGGAAGCAGCAGCCAAGAGGAAGAGACUAAUGGAGGAGAGGAAGAAGGAAAAGGAGGAGGCUGAGCACAGGAAGAAGAUGGCCUGGUGGGAAUCCAACAGUUAUCAGUCCCCCUGCCUGCCCUCGGAGGACAGCGACAGCGAGCCUGAGGACCUUGAGGAUGGAGAAGAUGAGACUUCUGGCGAGCUGGAUGCUGAAGACCUAGAUUCAGCUUCCAUCAAGUAUGUUAGCGGUGACGUCACCCACCCACAGGCUGGCGCGGAGGAUGCUGUCAUUGUGCACUGUGUAGAUGAUUCUGGCCGCUGGGGCAGAGGGGGCUUGUUCACGGCUCUGGAGGCACGAUCAGCCGAACCAAGAAAAAUCUAUGAGUUGGCUGGGAAAAUGAAAGACUUGAGUUUGGGAAGUGUCCUUUUGUUUCCCAUCAAUGAUAAAGAAUCAAGAGAGAAAGGACAAGAUUUGUUGGCCUUGAUUGUGGCUCAGCACCGUGAUAGCUCCAAUGUCCUAUCUGGCAUUAAGAUGGUGGCCCUAGAAGAUGGCCUCAAGAAGGUAUUUUUAGCAGCAAAGAAAAACAAAGCGAGUGUUCAUCUUCCACGCAUCGGACACGCUACAAAGGGUUUUAACUGGUAUGGGACCGAAAGACUUAUUCGGAAACAUUUGGCUGCAAGAGGCAUCCCAACUUACAUAUACUACUUUCCUAGAAGUAAGGCUGCUGCCUGCCAUUCACAGUCUGCAUCCCCCUCCGCAGCACCACUGGUUCCUUAGCAACCAGCCCAGCAUCAGCAUUGGAUCCCGUUUUCAGCGACCGGCUAGAAAAUCCGUGCCCCAGAGCAACUGUUAGUUUUCAGGGAAAAGGCCGUCUUUGGCUGGAACCUCAGGGAUAGUCUUCAUGGAAUCUGAAUUUUGUUCCCCUGGAAUUGUUACUGUGAUCCAGUCCCUGUAAUAUGGAAUGUAUAGCUUAUCUGGGGAAUCCCUCUGACUUCAGAUUGUAUAGCUUUGUAUAAAAAUAAAU
Molecule: messenger RNA, 2935 nt
Organism: Chionomys nivalis (European snow vole)
Lineage: Eukaryota; Metazoa; Chordata; Mammalia; Rodentia; Cricetidae
Gene: Chd1l
Product: chromodomain helicase DNA binding protein 1 like
Exons: 23
Coding region: 1-2688 (895 amino acids)
Biological process (GO): chromatin remodeling; DNA repair
Cellular component (GO): nucleus
Molecular function (GO): ATP-dependent chromatin remodeler activity; ATP binding; DNA helicase activity
Source: RefSeq, a predicted model, not a curated record